Molecule: messenger RNA, 3846 nt
Organism: Syngnathoides biaculeatus (alligator pipefish)
Lineage: Eukaryota; Metazoa; Chordata; Actinopteri; Syngnathiformes; Syngnathidae
Product: cysteine-rich hydrophobic domain-containing protein 2
Exons: 6
Coding region: 147-959 (270 amino acids)
Source: RefSeq, a predicted model, not a curated record
UUUUACCACGUGGUUCAACAUUUGAUUGAAUCUGAAGGCAUCUGACAUCUUUUUCCUCCCCAAAACGUUGCGUCAAAAUGUAUAAAUCGGUUGUCGCCCGAUCCAGGAAUCGAAGCAGCACUAAUCUAUGAUUAAACGAUUGUGUAAUGAGAAUAAUUUGUUUUGCGUUCAAGAAUGGAGGGGAAGCGGCAGGAAAUGACUGCGCUCCACUUGCGCCAACUUGGUGGCGAACUUCCAGCCAGCGUCGCUUUUCCGGUGGCGUGUGGCAACUGCGGCGGAUGUUGACAUUUUCUUCGGGAGUUUGCCGCUGCCCUGCCGCAGCCGCCGCGAGAUGUGAACCGUCGUUCGGCCUUGUGGAUUCGCCUUCGUCUUCGCCCGGUUCCCACCCGGAGGCUGAGAGCCGCUUCCCGGCGAGCCCGGCGGCGGCGACGGCGGCGUCGCGUGCGAUGAUGGAGGACUUCGACGAGAUCUACGAGGAAGAGGAGGAGGAAGAGGAGGACGAGGACAGGGCCGCGGAGGAGCAGCUCCUCAAGUACGCCCCGGACCCGGUGGUGGUGCGAGGCUCCGGCCACGUCACGGUGUUUGGACUGAGCAACAAAUUUGAAUCAGAAUUUCCUUCGGCGCUUACGGGCAAGGUGGCCCCCGAGGAAUUCAGAGCCAGCAUCGGCCGCGUGAACGGCUGCCUGAAGAAGACGCUGCCGGUCAACGUCCGCUGGCUGCUGUGCGGCUGCCUGUGCUGCUGUUGCACGCUCGGCUUCAGUUUGUGGCCCGUCAUUUGCCUCAGCAAGCGGACAAGAAGAUCGAUAGAAAAACUUCUGGAGUGGGAGAACAGCAGACUCUACCACAAGCUGUGUUUGCACUGGCGACUCAACAAGAGAAAGUGUGACUCCAACAACAUGAUGGAAUAUGUAAUCCUAAUAGAAUUCCUGCCGAAGAUCCCCAUCUUCAGACCCGACUAGCCGAUCGCAUCUUCACACGUGUCGCCGUUGGAGAAUUUUUGUUUACAGGGCAACGUCGGACCUUUUUUUUUUCCCCUUCUUUUCGGACGACUUCUCCUCCUUUUGGUUUACGAGCCCAGAAUUCUAAAACGAGUGGAGUCGGGCGAGGCGGCGGGCGAGCUCCCGUCCGGUGAGGAUCGGACGAGCGGCGGCGUGGAUUUUAAAGACUCGCGCUGAAAAACGGACAGAGCGGAGCGUGAAGACGGCGACAGGAGCGCCGUCAGACGCCGAAAUCCGGGCCGGUCGGCGUUUCGGAAAACGGGCGCGAAGCUCCGAAGGCGCCACUCGUAGCAGCAGACGUCGCCGCGUCGCCUGAAGCUGGAGACGAUCGCACGCUUGCGAUUGCGCCUUGUUACCGUGGCAACAACCAUGGGAGGCCACUAGUGAUGAAGACAUGACACCUUUUUUUGCCCCCCCAAUCAUUUUGAUGACAGGAACAGCGUGAACAAACUGUGUGACGUCACAUGACAGACUUGGCAGCCUUUUCGCUCCGUUCAAAUUCUUCUUUUGCCAAACGCGUCUCGUUCCUUUUUCGGUUCUUUUCCUUCAUUCGUGUGCGUGAAACUUGCAAAAGCGUUCGGACCUUCAAAGUCGGACAGUUGUUGAAUUUUUGUAGUAGUCUAAAACCCAAAAGGAUUUAAAACAUUUAAUUGUCACAUAACUAAAAACGGCUGUCACUGUUUUGACCAAAAGAGAGGUUUUUGCACGGAAAUACCGCCACCUAGGGGCGGUGGUUAUAUCUUUCCGGAAUGAACAAGCAGCGCGUGUCUGGACGGAAAGCCGUUUGAGCGGCGACUCGAUAACUUUGACGUCUGCGUUACGAAUUCAGAGAGGACAACUCGUGCGCGGACCUUCCUGGUUAUCAAAGAUGGGGAAUAAUAACUCCAACAGUUUUCCAAUAAAAGGCAAAAAAUUUGAAGUGGAAGAAAGAUUAACUGGCAGAAACAAACAAAAUUGCACUACCAAGUUCUCCAAGCUUGGAAGUUUGCAGCUUCCACUGCUUUUAGUUUGUAGUCGUGUGUGUGUGUGUGUGUGACCAGUAGAAGAAGACAAUUGGACGUGAACGGGAUCCGUCAGAGCGCCUCGUUCUUGUUCCUUCUCGAGCGCGAGGAAGUGGGGGGGGGGGGGGUGUUGAAACUAAGCUCCGAGUGUGGCCCCGAUGAGGAAACCGGAACGUUUCCCGCAGCCGCCAAGCUCAACUUGUUUUCAUUUGGAGUUUACGGCGCAAUCAGCGUAGAUCCCCAAAGCUGUCGUCGGCUUCUUGUCUUUUCUGACCUUUGCGAAUGUCCCACGUCAAAGGUCAUCGCUGUUACUAUCCAAAUGCUUAUUAAUACUUAAUGAUUCAACAAAUUCUGUGAGGAGCCACCGCUAAUGAAUCAAAAUUUGCUUCUUUUUUUUUGUGUGACAAGGUUUGAUGGGCAUUUUUCUGCCUUGUCUUGACAAGGCAGAAAAAUAACUUCUUUUUUUUUUUUCCCCCCCAGAUUGUUCCACACUCCAAACUUAUUCCGAGCUGGCCGCCGGUGUUGCCGCCGAGUACCGGUAACCAAUUCCCAGCGUCAGAUUUUUUUUUUUUUUUUUUACGCAGUCAAGGGUGGCUCAAGAGCGUCUCUGUUGGCCGCAGUCGGUCAGUGUCGUUCGUGAUGCGAUUUGUGACGCGAUUCGAGACUCGAUUCGUGAUGUGAUUCGAGAUGCGAUGAGAGACCUGAUUCGAGACUCGAUUCGUGACGCGAUUCAUUCCACACGUCGGGCGGACUUGCCAAACGACGCCCGUCCCCCCGUAGACGUAAACAGCGUGUGGAUGUGGGUCACACUCAGGGGAUUAUCGUCGACAAAAAUGUAGCACAGACAGGGUAUUUUCUAUAGUCGUCCCGCUAUACUUGAAUCUUUCGUUUUAUACAGUAUUAAGCCCCGCCUUCCCCUUUCCGACGAUUCCAAUUUAAUGAAGGAAGUAAAAGUCACGCAACCGCGUCGCGUCAUUUGAUAUGUACCGCACGGUCACGAUUCGCAGCCAGGUCGUCGUGUUUAGCUGGAAAUGUUGCAAGAAAGUGGCACAAAUACCGUGAGUCGUUAGAAUCGGUCGAGUGCUGACAUUGCGGUGGAAAUGCAAAAUUGUCGCGUCAUUCUAAAGGAUUCUGCUGUGUUCUGACAUCCCUCGUUACGACUGACACCGGUCGACGCAUAUCGUUGCAUGUUUAAAAAAAAGAAAAACAAAAAUAGCAUUUUUGUUAGCGAGUUUAGCAGGACGGACGCACAGUUUCGCUUUAGCGGGCCUCCUGAGAGGAUGCGGCAGGCCGCAUCUGGCCCCCCGGAUCUCCAGUUUGACACAUCUAGCAUUCUAAUCAUUAUACGUACUUUAAAAUUCAAAUAAUGCAUAUGGUGAAUGUACAAUAUGAAUCAUAUAAAUGUAAAAAAAAAAAAAGAAAUAUGAUUUCCCAUCUUGGGCUUCCAACACCAAACGUGACCCGAUGACGAAUCAUUUGAAGUGUUUGUGGUUAGCAGGCGUAUGGAAGUAAAUACGCGCCGCCAGGAUUUGAAUUUGAAAUGUGAAGUGAUUACGUUUUCAAUAGUUGUAUUUCAGUGUAACUUUUCAAUGUUAAUAAUUCAACCGGCUACAAUUCGCUGCCUGAAAUUCAACUGGCUACAAUUUGGUGUCUAAUAUCGACCGUCCGUGCCACCUGGCAGGGUUACUUCAGGUCAGGACCGUUCGGUUCCCUGCCUCGUGGCACAGACGGCGAAUCGUUGCAACUAUUGAAAACGCGAUCACGUUACCUUUCAAAUUCAAAUCCCGGCGGCACACAUUUACUGUACUGCGACAGCGACGAGGCUCGAGGACGUCAGUUAUUUGGAG